AUGACCAAACUUGCAUUGAUCAACUUCGUAUGGAUAUUCGGGCCUUCCGGAGAAACAGUUAGUAGGUACUUUAAUUUAGUCUUAAAUGUUGUCUUACGAAUGCAAGAGACACUUCUUAAAGCACAAGAUCCUAUUCCAGAAGAUUGCUUAGAUGAAAGAUGGAAAUGGUUUAAGGGUUGUCUUGGGGUAUUAGAUGGAACACAUAUCAUUGUUAAUGUACCAGCAAUUGAUAAACCCAGAUAUCGUAAUAGAAAAGGAGAUAUAUCUACCAAUGUCCUAGGUGCAUAUUCGAGAGAUAUGAAGUUUAUAUAUGUGUUACCGGGAUGGGAAAGAUCAGCAUCAGAUUCAAGGGUAUUAAGAGAUGCCAUUUCUAGGAGGAAUGGGUAUUAUUAUUUUGUGGAUGCUGGAUAUGCAAAUUGCGAAGGAUUUCUUCCUCCAUAUAGAGGCUAUCGGUAUCAUCGUAGUGAAUGGAGACAAGGAAGGGAAAUGCCUACUGAUCCAAUAGAAGCACAAUUAGAUGCCAUAUGGGAAACUCAAUUUCACAAUGCCGAUGUGGCACUUGGUGAUG
Molecule: messenger RNA, 568 nt
Organism: Dioscorea cayenensis subsp. rotundata (Guinea yam)
Lineage: Eukaryota; Viridiplantae; Streptophyta; Magnoliopsida; Dioscoreales; Dioscoreaceae
Exons: 5
Source: RefSeq, a predicted model, not a curated record